UCAGCUUUGUGAAACGGCAAGCGAAAUGUCCGAUUCCGCCGGCGAUAAUUCAAAACCUCGAGUAGUAGUAUUAGGAGGGUGCGGCUUCAUUGGUCGGAACCUGGUCGACUAUUUGAUAACAAAUGAUUUGGUGAGUUGGUUACGUGUGGUGGACAAGACUCCACCGCAACUGGCUUUUUUAAACUCGGCGCACACUAAGGCUUUUGAAGACCCCCGCGUUGAAUAUAAAAGUGCAAAUCUUAUUAAUCCAACAUCAUGUGCAAAAGCGUUAGAGCCAAAUGGAUCCCAAUGGGACCUAGUAGCCAACUGUGCGGGCGAAACGCGCGUGGGGCAGAUGGAGGCAGUUUACACGGAGGGCAUCUUCACACUCAGCGUGAACGUCGCCAAACAGUGCGCCAACUUGAAAGUACCAAGAUUGGUUGAAAUAUCCAGCGGGCACAUGUAUAGCAGUGAUAAGCCACAAAAUGAGGAUUGUCCUGUGGAACCGUGGACGGUGGAGGGUCGUAUGAAGAGUCGCGUUGAGCAGGAACUCAAGAACAUGCAAUCAGAAUUGAACUACACUAUACUUAGACCGGCCAUUGUCUAUGGAGUGGGAGACAGGAGGAGCUUGACCCCGCGCCUACUCUAUGGCGGUAUAUACAAGCAUCUGGGCGAAACGAUGAAGCUACUCUGGACGGCCGACUUAAAGAUGAACACGGUCCACGUCAGCGACGUCUGCCGCGCGAUAUGGGUCCUCGGCAAUGAGCCCGAAGCGAACUGGAAGACGUACAACGUCGUCGACGACGCGAACAGCACCCAGGGCAGCCUCGCAGAGCUCGUGUCGGAGAUAUUCAAGAUCAAUCACGACUACUACGGAACGGCUAUAUCCACUCUGGCUAAGAACGAUAUCGCUUCGGUGGCGGAGGAGGCGAACGACAAGCAUCUGACGGCGUGGGCGGACAUCUGCCGCAAGUACGGGCUGGCGCACUCGCCGCUGGAGCCGAGCGCGGGCGCCGAGCUGCUGCUCAACAAGCAGCUGUGCCUCGACGGUGCCGCGCUGCGCCGCCACCUCGCGCCCGCCGUGCCCGCGCCCUGUCGCGCCGCGCUGCUCGAGGUACUUCAAGACUACGCUUCCAUGAAUCUCUUCCCCCAAGAACUCCUGCUGUGACCGCCGCAAUACUAAUGACUUCGAUUCGAAGCUAUUUUUAUGAAAUUUUAUAAUACGCUCCAUAUUAUAUGCGAUUUUUGAACCUUUACGCGACCGCUGCAGCGGAGCUGAGCUUAUCGUAACUGAAGACAUUAACUUGAAACGAAAUUAUUUUAAUCAUUUACAUAGUAGAUUAUAUCGACAACCUUCGCUGCCUUAUCGAAAUUAUUUAAAACUUGUAAUGACUUUUAACAUUGAUAAAAUUUUAAAUUCACUACGAAGUUGUCGUUUAUAACAUUAUAAAAUCUUUGACAAAAAGGACGAACAGUCCAAACUAUCCAGGGUUUGAAUUUAUAUUAAUAAGGUUUCCAUACUGUGAUAAAAAAUAAAUUUUAACGGGCAGACAAAUUGCCCAACAUUUGGUCAAACUAUUUUGUACAUAACUCGGAAUAUAAAAACAGUACUAAUCAUAGACGUAAAAAAUUAAGACUGGCAAUACCAAAAACCACGUCAUAUGUUUUUUUUUUCUCGAAAAAAUUUUAACGAAUUUUUUUAUAACUAAAUCCCAUCCGGUAGGAAUUACUUAAAUUAACUUUGAAAAGUGAAUUAUUUGUACUUAAUACGAUUUGUAUCCUUACCAUUAUUUUUACUAUUCAUUUAAGUACUUAAUUUUAAAGUAUAUUAAGAGAAAUUGAAAUUAAGAAAAUACUUUAUUCAAGUAAUAAACUAUUUUAUAUGAAUAUUUGUAACAUCAAUAGAUACGUCAUAUUAUAUAAUCUAUGAACUAAAUACAGAUACUUAUAAAUAUUCGAAAACUGUCAAUUUUUCUAAAUAUUGUACGUCGAAAUUAAGAUCCAGCCAAAAUUAAAAAGUAUCACAAAUAAUAUUUGUCUUCGAACAUUAUUUAAUUAAUCCUGUUAAAUUAUCGGCGUGUAUUAAUUAGUAUGAGUGACGUUUGUUCUUAAAAGAUGUCAAAGCGUGCGUGAUAUUACUAAUGUAAAAACAUUACAACAAAAAUCAAUUUAUAUAAUAUUUGCUAAUUAAUGCCCACCGAUAAUUUAACGCGGUUGUGUGCCUUCGUGACAGAACAGAUCUAUAUAGUAGUGACAAAGAAAUCCAAGUAUAUUUCAUAUUAAAAUUAAGAUGUAUUAAUGAUCAUUGGUGUACAUUUACAAAGAUUAUAUAUUUUUAUUGUUUUUAAAUUCGAUGAAUAGUAUACGAAGGCGUAUCUGCGUUAUUCACAAAUAAUAUUCGUCAUUUAUAUACAUUCCGUACAUUCAAUUCUUACUAUUCAAAUAUUUAGCAUUUGAAAUAGACGUAUGUACAUGGAUACCACCGAAAUAAUGAGGAUUCUAUUAUUUAAAUAUAUUUUAUUUUUUUAAUAAUUUUGUGAUUCUCUAUAAGCUGGCUGCGACGAGUUCUUCGUCUGCUUUUAAGCUGUUUUUAUCUUGUUAUUUUUAAAAAGUAAAAAUCAGUAAUGACUGUCAACUAAAUAUAUUAAUUAUAGUAUUGGUUACGGCAAAUAUUCGGAAAAAGAAAAUAUUGAAUAGCUUUGAAUAGACUAUUUUGUAUUCGGCUGGAUCUAAAUGAAUUGGAAUACAUUAUUACUUAAGUCUUUAAUUGAAGUAUGCUUUUGUAUAGUCAGCAAAAACUAACUACAAAUUCGAUUUGAUUUCUAUUUUCUAACUUUCAAUUGAUAAUUUAAUACGACACUUGUGUUUUAUGGUUUUAAAUCACUCCUAAAAAAACCUAAAAAUAAAAGAUUACUUUUUGCUGACGGUACAUAUAUUUUUCGUUUAUUAACGAAAAACUGCUCAACUGUCAAAGCUUAUAAGUUUUAUUUGCUUGUAUUUUAGGAAUGCUUAAUUAUAAGACGCAUUUUGAAACAAAGUUUCCUGCAAUGUUUUCCUGAUUUUGCAUUUAAAUUCGUAACCGAGCUACGGUGUAUUCGGUCUUAUGUAAUUAUUUGCAAAUAAAUGUAUU
Molecule: messenger RNA, 3109 nt
Organism: Vanessa atalanta (red admiral)
Lineage: Eukaryota; Metazoa; Arthropoda; Insecta; Lepidoptera; Nymphalidae
Exons: 7
Coding region: 26-1147 (373 amino acids)
Source: RefSeq, a predicted model, not a curated record